Molecule: messenger RNA, 1626 nt
Organism: Candidozyma auris
Lineage: Eukaryota; Fungi; Ascomycota; Pichiomycetes; Serinales; Metschnikowiaceae
Gene: UTP9
Product: Utp9p
Exons: 2
Coding region: 1-1626 (541 amino acids)
Biological process (GO): maturation of SSU-rRNA from tricistronic rRNA transcript (SSU-rRNA, 5.8S rRNA, LSU-rRNA)
Cellular component (GO): nucleolus
Molecular function (GO): protein binding
Source: RefSeq, a predicted model, not a curated record
AUGACUGCGUUCACCAGGGCCAACGCGAGCGGCACGCUUGUGGCCAGCGUGAUUCUGAAAAUGUCUCGUAACGAGGUGCACAUGCAUGUUUUCUCCAGCGGAAAUGGGCCACUGGGUGGUGAAGUAGUCCAGAGGUUCGAUCUCGAGCGCCAGGCAUCGAUCACAAGCGUAUCAUGGUUCAAUGAUGUCGAGCAGAAGAAGAAAUCGAAAAAGAGAACGGCAGACAGCAAUGGCACAAAAAAUAACGAACACAGCCCUCAGGGGCUUUUGGCGUUGGUUUUGAACAACAGCGAGGUGUUGGUGCUCUCACCUUACUCAGACACGCCCCUCCAUCGCAUCACAGAGCUCAAGGAGGUGUAUCUUGUGGCCGGCUCGUCGACGCCUAACUGUUUCUGGGCUCAUACUCCAGAUGCUCUUAUAGAAUAUAACAUCUCCACGCAAAACAUAUCGAAACAAAUUAAGCCCGUAUCGGCCCACAAGAAAGACUUGCUAGCCUACGGCCACUCCCAGUUGGUGCUUGUGGACCCUGCUAAGAAUACGCAAAUAGCUAAGAUCCAGACCGGCAGCCCCAUAUGCGAUAUCAAGCAGGCGAAAACUUACCUCUAUGUGGCCUCACAAGGCUCCAGCAUAAUUAACGUUUACGAUCUCAACAACUCGAGCGAGCAGGUUGCUACCCUUGAGUGUGCUGGUGAGGUCACCAAGCUUAAUAAACUUGGCGAUAACCAGAUCGUUGCUUUCACGGCAAAUUGCACACAAGUAUUCACAAAAACCGAGCUUGUGAACACUUUGCAGGGACCCGUGGAGAACCUUUUUUCUCAGAGUUCAGGGUACGUGGCUGUGGUCUACGACAGAAAUCAGCCAGAAUUCAGAUGCAUUGCAGAGCUCCCACUGCUCUUGCAAAUCCAGGCGAAACAGUCCAAACUGAAAAAAUCAAAAAAGACCACCGGGUCAGAUCUCUCGCUCAACGACAGCAAAGCAGUGCGUAUUGAGAAUCUCCCACCGCUGGAGCUUUACAACAAGCUCACGGCACUUAUAACGGCCCCAAAGAUUCUGAGAAGCAAAGUGCUUCGUCUUUGUCUGAGCAACGACGACGAAGAAAACAUCAAAGAGACUUUCCGGCUCUUCUCCCAGAGUGAACACAGAGAGUUGCUCGUCAAGAACUUGUUCACCAUAGUCAGUCUGAAGGUGGGCGCAGACCCGCUGAGCAAAAGCCUGCUCUCCAUAUGGCUCAAAUGGAUCCUUCUUACGCACGGUGGCUACAUUCUGAAGCAGGAGCUGCUACGGGAAUACCUAAAAAAGCUUCAGAGAAGUUUCGAAGACGGCAUGACGAUGAUGUCGAGGUUGUUGGCGCUUCAAGGCCGUUUACAAUUGCUCAAGGCACACGCAGAGUUCAGGAGCCAGGUGGCGCAGGCCGAAGAGCAAUUGGCAGAGAUUGAAAGCGAAGAGGAGGACGACGAAGAGGAAGAGAACUCUUUGGCUGAUCAGUCUGCGAACGUGGAGGAGCUGAUUGUGUACGCCAAUGGAGAAAACGACGAUUUUGACAGCGUCGACGUUGGAGAUGAGAGCAUUGCAGGCGAGGACGAGGCUUCAGAUGACGAGUUUGUGAGCUUCGACGAGGAGGCAUAA